AUGGCCGAGGAUAGCCCCGCGCCGGCAACCGCCGCCGCCACCGUGACUGAGGUCGUCGUCGUCGCCGCCGCCACCGCCGUCGAGGAGGAGAAGCCGGUAGCGCCCGCGAGCGUAGAGGAGGAGGAGGACGCCAAGGAGAAGACGGAGGAGGAGCCUAAGAAGGUGGAGGAUGCGGCGAUCGGUUCGUCCGCUUCCUUCAAGGAGGAGAGCAACGUCGUGGCCGACCUGGUGGAUCCCCAGAAGACGGCGCUCGAGGACCUGAAGAAGUUGGUAGAGGCCGCUCUGGCCAAGAACGAGUUCUCGAAGCCCCCGCCGCCGCCGCCUCCUAAGGAAGAGGAGAAACCUGCCGAGAAAGCAGAGGCAGCCGUCGCCGAUCCCCCCAAGGCUGAAGAUCCCCCUGCAGAUCCGCCUGCGAAGUCUGAGGAGCCCUCUGCAGAGCCACCGGAGAAGACGGCGGAGGAAACCCCCAAGGAGGAGAACAAGGAAGAGGUAACCCCGAAGACUGAGGAAUCUACUCCCCCUGCUGAGGUUGAGCCGAUCGCCGCCGUCGCUGAGACGAACGUAGAGGCGACGGCGGUGCCGGUGGCGGAGGACGCCGCUCCGCCGCCGCCGCCGCCGCCGGCAGAUGCGACUCCCCCUCCUGCCGAGGCGGAGGAGGUUGCUCCAGUUACUACUCCCGAGGAGAUUAGCCUAUGGGGAGUCCCUCUGCUCGGGGAUGAGAAGAGCGACACGAUCCUCCUCAAGUUCCUCCGCGCGCGCGAUUUCAAGGUGAAGGACGCGCUUGAGAUGAUCAGGAGCACCGUGAUAUGGAGGAAGGAGUUCGGGAUCGAGAAGCUCCUGGAGGAGGACCUUGGUUUGCCGGAGCUGGAGAAGGUCGUCUUCAUGAACGGGAUCGACAAGGAAGGCCACCCCGUCUGCUACAACGUUUAUGGGGAGUUCCUGGACAAAGAUCUUUACCAGAAGGUGUUCUCCGACGAGGAGAAGAGGAAGAAAUUCUUGCAGUGGAGAAUCCUCUUCCUGGAGAAGGGGAUCCGUCAGCUGCUGGACUUCAGCCCCAGCGGCGUCAGUUCCAUGGUUCAGGUCACGGAUCUGAAGAACUCCCCCACGCUCUUGAAGAGGGAGAUCCGCCUGGCCACCAAGCAGGCACUCCACCUCCUCCAAGACAAUUACCCCGAGUUCGUCGCCAAGAAGGUACUUCUACUUCCAGUCAUCUUCUUCGUCUUCCUGCUUCUCGAAGAAAACCUAAUUCGGAGCUGUGUCAUUGGGUGGUGAAUGCUCUCACCAGGUGUUCAUCAACGUGCCGUGGUGGUACCUGGCUUACAACCGGAUGAUCAGCCCCUUCCUGACCCAGAGGACCAAGAGCAAGUUCGUCUUCGCCGGGCCGUCCAAAUCCGCAGAUGCCCUCUUCAAGUCUGUGGAGCACCUCUGCGCCUCGUCUUCUUCUUCCUCGGCUUAAGCUGAUACCCCUUUUUAAGCUUCUCUCUCUACUCAUCUCAGAUACAUCGCUCCUGAGCAAGUUCCGGUCCAAUUCGGAGGUCUCAGCAAGGAUAACGACUCUGACUUCGGUACCUCCGAUCCUACCACCGAGAUCACCGUCAAACCUUCCUCCAAGCAUUCCAUCGAGAUUCCCGUGUCUGAGGUGGGUCGGGCAUCUCCUUCUUCUCCCUUCUCGCCGCUGUAAAAGCUUCGGGCUCUGAAAAACCAUGCCGAUGAUCCUCCAACAGGUGGGCUCUCUUCUCACCUGGGAGCUGCGCGUCCUCGGUUGGGACGUCACCUAUGGCGGAGAAUUCGUCCCCAGCGCAGAAGACGCCUACACAGUGAUCAUCCAGAAGCCCAGGAAGUACUCCCCCGCGGACGAACCCUUGGUGAAGAACAGCUUCAAGAUCGGGGAACCGGGCAAGGUUCUGCUCACAGUGGACAACGCCAGCUCCAGGAAGAAGAAGAUCCUCUACAGGUCCAAGAUCAGCCAUUCCUCCGACUGA
Molecule: messenger RNA, 1982 nt
Organism: Spirodela intermedia
Lineage: Eukaryota; Viridiplantae; Streptophyta; Magnoliopsida; Alismatales; Araceae
Source: the annotation of a GenBank genome assembly